Molecule: messenger RNA, 2229 nt
Organism: Rotaria sordida
Lineage: Eukaryota; Metazoa; Rotifera; Eurotatoria; Philodinida; Philodinidae
Source: the annotation of a GenBank genome assembly
AUGAAUUUUUCAUCAUCACCACCUGUAUUAUAUUUAGGAGAUGAUGAUGAUGAUAAUAAUAAUCAUAAUAAACAAAAUUCAUAUGUUGAAACAAAUAUGUCAUUAAUAAAAACAUCAUCAUCAUCAUCAUCAUCUUCAAAUGAUAUGAAUAUGUCACAUAAAAAACGAAAAUUAACAAAUACAAAUGUACGUAUUAAUCCAUCAAUUGUAAAUUGGUCAAAACGUCAACGAAAUGAUCAUUAUCAACAACAAACAUCAAGAAAUUUUAUUGAUACUGAUCCCGAUCCUGAACCAAUUUUACUUGAUCCAGAUGAAUAUAUUAUUGAAGAACCUGAUCCGCCUACAUUUUGUUCUUUUGAUUGGACAAUUCAACCACCACCACCCCCAUUAUUACCAACUAAAAUAUCUUCAAAUCAUCCUAUUCAAACAGUAUCAAGAGGUUCGACUAUAUCAAAUUCAAAUAUGAAUCAUAUAGUACAACGUUCAAUUGAUAAACUAGAUAAUACAAAUUCAAAUCAUCAAUUUAUUCAACAACAACAACAACAACAACAACGAAAACCAAUUGCUAUUCCUGUACAACAACAACCAUCAUUAGCACUUGUUUCAUUACCUUUACCUAAACCAACAACAUCUUUUUUUCGAGCAAAUGUACAACGUGGUCGACCAGUGAAAAAUUCUCGAAUUUCAUAUACACAAUCUACUUCACCUCCAUUACCUGUACGUCGACAACCAGAACAACAAAUAAUUCCACAAACACAAAAAACUUCACGAACAUCAUUAUCAUCAACUGGUACUGCUACUACAACAACAACAGUAACGACAACUUCAUUAAUAAAUAAUUCUACACCUAUUAUACGUCGACAAAUACUUAAUGGUACUGGUUUAUUUUCAGCUUUUCAUGAUUCAAAAUAUUAUCAAUGUAAUAUAUGUAAAUUUAAAAGUGUAACAAGUUCAACUCUACUUCAACAUCUAUUUACACAUAUGUUUUUUUGUGACCAAUGUUCAUUUUAUACAUAUUCACAUUAUAAUCUCAAUCAACAUAUGUUUGAAAAACAUAUUUUAAAUGUACAUGAACAUAUAAAUGAUUCUUCAAAUCCAAAAUCUUUUGAUCUACUUUAUGUAACACGUUGUUCUGAUGGUACAUUUGCUUUAUGUAUGGAUUCAUCAUUAACAAAAACAAAUAAUAAUAAUACUACUACUACUACUACUAAUAAUAAUAAUAAUAAUGAUCAACGAUUAAUAAUAUCAUCAGCAGUACUUAAUGAUCAACAUACAAAUAAAAUAUCAAAGAAAAAAAUUUCUAAACAAAAAGAUUUCUUUUAUGAAGAUGAUAAUGAUAUAUUAAUAUUAUCAGAUAAAUCUGAUAUUAAUCAUCGAUCAUUAAUAAAUUCAAAAGGAAAAGAAAAACAAAAUCAAACAUAUGUUAUAAUGAAACAUCGUAGAUGUUAUUUAAUGAAAAAAACAUUUCGUUUACAUUCAUUAACAUUAGAAUAUAAUAUAUGUCGUGAACAUACUUUAAGACAAAUGUGUCAUACACAAGAUAUAUUAAAGCCAAGAAAUUUUUUAACAAAAUUUCAUCAAAUACAAUUUAAUAAUGAAAUUGCAAAUUGUUUACGUACAAUUGUUAAUUAUAUUAUUAAUAGUGAAGAUAACAGUGAUCAAUCAAUACCUAUAUGUACAUUACCCAAUCAUAUUCUUAGUUCAAUAUUAUCUGUUGAUAAUCUAGAUAUUUUAACUACUUCAUUAAAAUUAAAUAAUAAAUAUGAUGAAUAUAAACAACAAAAUCAAUUAUAUGAAGAUGAACAUGUUCUACGUCAAAGUCGUAAACAUAUAUUUAUAUUAUCAUCUUCAGAUAGAAAUCAUAAUGAUCAAUCAAUAAUUUCUUCAUUACAUUCAUCAUUAACAAAUGGUGAUUCAAUAUUUACACAAACUAAAAUUGAUAAAUUACCUAAUACAUAUGAUAAUACAUAUCGAUAUUUAAAAGGAAAUCUUAAUAUAUCAUCACAAUUAAAUAAUUCUAAUGUAAAAGUUCAGAAAAAAAUUAAUACAACUCAAUUAUCACCUCCAAAACUUGUUCCACUUCGUUCUGUUAUACCAAAAUCUUCAUAUCCUUCUUUACCAAAUCAUCCUUCAUUACCAACAAUAAUUGAUAGAAAUAAUAAUUCAGUUACAUCUUUAAAAUCAAAAAUAUCUACAACAAAAAUGCCGAAUAUUAUUGUUCUUGAUUGA